Messenger RNA from Prunus avium (sweet cherry), 705 nucleotides. Lineage: Eukaryota; Viridiplantae; Streptophyta; Magnoliopsida; Rosales; Rosaceae. The record is from RefSeq and is a predicted model, not a curated record.
AUGCACAGGAUCACCUCCCUUAUGAAAUUAUGUGGUGAGAAUAUCUCUGAGGAAGAUAUGCUCAAAAAAACUCUGAGUACAUUCCAUGCCUCAAAUGUGCUUCUGCAACAGCAAUAUAGGCAUAGUGGUUUCACAAAGUACUCAGAACUUGUAUCUUGCCUCUUGCUAGCUGAGCAGAACAACGAGCUUUUAUUGAAAAAUCACCAAUCUCGCCCAACAGGCUCAGCACCACUUCCUGAAAUAAAUGCUGCAUCUCGGGAAGUGAAUGCCACCUCAUCUCGUGGCAGUAUCCGCAAACGUGGGCGAGGAGGCAAACAUGGCCGAUGGCAAGGGAGUAGAAAAGAUCGUGGUGCUCAUCCAUACGGCUUGGGGCCGAGAAACAAUCCAUCCAUGAAUGGCAAAAAUGCACCCAGAAAUAAGGGAAAAACACAAGCAAGCUAUGUGCCUAGAAAUAAUGAAAGCGCUUGUUACAGAUGUGGUGCAAAGGGACAUUGGAUGCGUACAUGCUGUACGCCGAAGCACUUGGCGGAUCUUUAUCAAACUUCACUUAAAAACAGAAAAGUGGAGACAAAUUAUGUUGCACCAGAUCCGCCAGCCAUAGACGGCUCAUCGGAAAUAUCGCGUCGUUUAGACAAGACGCAUCUAGAUGUUUCCGAUUUUGUUACUGGAAGGGGGAAUGAAAUUUAUGGGUCCGGACUGGAUUAA